AUGGUACUAACCCCAGUACUCCAAGGACAUUCCAUCACUGACCAAGAAAGCCACUAUGUCGUGCAGGAUCCAUUCGUCUCCAAUAGACAUCUCCGCAUAUACACCAUAGUCUUUGACCGAGAUAACCCCCAAGAGGUCGCACCGUUGGUAUAUGCUCAGGAUAUUUCAAUGAAUGGCACCCUAUGGAAUGGGUACCCCAUGGGGAAAGGGAAUGGGAGCUUUCUUCUCAGGGACGGUGAUAUCCUUCAGCUAUCCCUGAGGGUCUCUCUUUGUUAUCGCUGUGGUGACCAUAAAGAAGACCACUUCGAUAUGCUACAAAAGGUGGAAAUGAGGGUAUUUGAGAACAUGUAUACAGUCACGCAGCGCAAGCUUGGCUCUGGGGCUUAUGGACAAGUUCACAUGGCAUUUGAAAAAGAAACCGGUCAACAACUUGCGUGUAAGAUUAUUGAUCUUCGCGCAUUGAGUGAUAAAUUCUUCCGAGAAGCAGAGGAACAACAGUCCAGGCUCUUCAAGAAGAAACUGCUGUACUCCAGCACUGGGAUCAUGGCAUCUCGUGAAUUCAAGAAACCUUUCUCAAAAAAAGUCCUUGAGAAGUUGAAGGUAUACAACCGCGAAGCUAAGAUUCUAGCAAACCUUUCUCAUCCAAAUAUUAUUGGCAUCGAGAAGGUCAUCAAGUCAAGUAAUACCGUAUAUCUAUUUCAAGAGCUCAUUACGGCCGGCGACUUGUUCUCCUACAUUCAAUACAAGGGCGGAAAGCUAGGCGAUAUCGAAGCGGCCGUCAUUGUGCGGCAGGUUCUAAUGGCAUUGGAGUAUCUACACGACAGGGAUGUCGUUCAUCGAGAUCUAAAACCAGAUAAUAUUCUCAUGACAUCGUUAGCUGACGGGUGUAGAGUUGUACUUACUGAUUUUGGCUGCGCACGAAUGGUACAGCCUUCGACCGGAAGAAUGUCGACCGUGAUUGGCACUUUCGACUACAGUGCUCCGGAAGUGCUUAAAUCGAGUAAACAAGGCUACACAAAAGCAGUAGACCUAUGGUCAUUGGGCUGCGUGACAGCCGUUCUCCUGACUGGAGAAAUACCUUUUAAAGACGCCUUUGCAACUAGCCCUAUAGAUAUUUCUCGGACGCAGGGGAUUGACCAGCUUGAGGCUAAUCUUAAGUGGAAUAACGCGGGGAAACGAGCGGCCGAUUUCGUACGCCGACUCUUAGUAUUUGACGAAACGGAGCGGAUGAAUGUCAAGCAAGCGUUGCACCAUAGCUGGUUCAGUAACAGUGCGCAUAGAAACGAGUUCGAGGCACUUUAUAAACGGUCGAUAGGAAAUUGGAAGCCCCGUGUGCGCAAGGAGACUUUGAUCGUCAAUAUCCGUGAUUUGAUUACGGCGUCGAAGGAAAGAGAGAACAGCAAAUCACAUUCUAGCGGGCUGUUGGGAGUCAACGGGAUCUCAAUUAGGGAUGGUAACCGACCUAUUUAUGAACCAACUGCUCUCUCAACUGCACCAUCUAGUGGAGGGCACAUUUAUAGAGGCUCUACAGUGCUAUCCGUUACUCUUUCAGAUCCGGAACUUCCACCACAUUACAGGAUCGAGGGCCAAGAAAGCAGUCUAGGUCAUUGCUGGAGAAACAUAGACAGUCAAUCCCAGCUGGGGUCUGAUGCAGCUAGCCCCAUGAGUAUGGAAGAGCCUGGGAUGCACGCCGCCGAUCUAGACGAGAGCUCGCAGAUUUCCGAUGAUAACUGGCUCGAAGAGAAAGUCCAGGAAAGCAUAUUCGAACAUAAAGAUACUAUAAAGGGAAAAUAUCUUGCAAAUCAAGGAAUCCAUAUAACUCUGAACCCCAGACCAGAAGACUGGACGCCGAACCCACUGGCUAUGGCGCACGAUAUUAGAGAAUCCCAGGUCAAUACCAGCUCCUGGGAUGGCGAGGAGGUCUACGAGGAAAUUAACAACAUUGUCACUGGAAAACGCCAGCACGUCGUUUAUGGGACGAACAUAUAUCAAGACUUAUAUUCAAGUAUGGUGGAGGUUGAAAGGUAG
This is a messenger RNA of Aspergillus tanneri, 2028 nucleotides long. RefSeq names its product FHA domain-containing serine/threonine-protein kinase. Lineage: Eukaryota; Fungi; Ascomycota; Eurotiomycetes; Eurotiales; Aspergillaceae. Gene Ontology annotation, biological process: meiotic recombination checkpoint signaling; protein phosphorylation. Bases 1 to 2028 code for a protein of 675 amino acids. Gene Ontology annotation, cellular component: cytoplasm; nucleus. Gene Ontology annotation, molecular function: ATP binding; protein binding; protein serine/threonine kinase activity. The record is from RefSeq and is a predicted model, not a curated record. The transcript has 5 exons.